This is a messenger RNA of Brassica rapa (field mustard), 1392 nucleotides long. Its product is annotated as biotin synthase, mitochondrial. Gene Ontology annotation, biological process: biotin biosynthetic process. The record is from RefSeq and is a predicted model, not a curated record. Gene Ontology annotation, cellular component: mitochondrion. Lineage: Eukaryota; Viridiplantae; Streptophyta; Magnoliopsida; Brassicales; Brassicaceae. Gene Ontology annotation, molecular function: biotin synthase activity; 2 iron, 2 sulfur cluster binding.
GUUAGUUUGUUGUUAGGUGGCUCUCUCUCACUCAUGGAUGGCCGACUCUCAACUCCUCCAAGAUUAACUCAGAACACAGCAAACCGAGGGUAAAAGAAAAUGAUGCUUGCUCGAUUCGUAUUUCGAUCUCAACUGAGACCUUCUCUCUCAGCCAGACAAUCUGCUUCUUACUCCUCUGCUUCCGCAGCCUCGGCUGAAGCCGAAAGAACGAUCCGUGAAGGUCCGAGAAAUGACUGGAGUAAAGAUGAAAUCAAAGCCGUCUAUGACUCUCCUGUUCUUGACCUCCUCUUCCACGGAGCUCAGGUUCAUAGGCAUGUUCAUAACUUUAGGGAAGUGCAGCAAUGUACUCUCCUCUCCAUAAAGACUGGAGGGUGCAGUGAGGACUGUUCUUAUUGUCCUCAGUCCUCCAGAUAUGACACUGGAGUCAAGGCCCAAAGACUCAUGUCCAAGGACGCUGUCAUUGUUGCUGCUAAGAAGGCAAAAGAAGCUGGAAGCACACGGUUUUGCAUGGGUGCUGCGUGGCGAGAUACAAUAGGACGCAAAACCAAUUUCAAUCAGAUACUUGAGUACAUCAAAGAGAUAAGAGGAAUGGGGAUGGAGGUUUGCUGCACAUUGGGCAUGAUUGAGAAGCAGCAAGCGUUAGAGCUUAAGAAGGCUGGCCUCACUGCUUAUAACCACAAUCUUGAUACUUCGAGAGAGUACUACCCCAACGUCAUCACUACUAGAAGUUACGAUGAACGCCUUGAAACUCUUGAGCAUGUGCGUGAUGCUGGAAUCAACGUCUGUUCAGGAGGAAUAAUUGGGCUUGGGGAGGCAGAAGAGGACAGAGUAGGAUUAUUACACACAUUGGCAACACUUCCUUCUCACCCUGAGAGUGUUCCCAUCAACGCUCUUCUUGCAGUGAAAGGCACUCCUCUUGAAGACCAGAAGCCGGUUGAGAUAUGGGAGAUGAUCAGGAUGAUUGGAACAGCAAGAAUCGUGAUGCCAAAAGCAAUGGUGAGGCUAUCUGCCGGUAGAGUCCGGUUCUCGAUGCCCGAGCAAGCCUUGUGUUUUCUCGCUGGUGCAAACUCUAUCUUCACUGGAGAGAAGCUUUUGACAACGCCAAACAAUGAUUUUGACGCGGACCAGCUCAUGUUCAAGACGCUAGGACUCAUUCCUAAACCCCCAAGUUUCUCUGAAGAUGAUUCUGAGUCAGAGAAUUGCGAGAAAGUUGCUUCUUCUCACUGAAGUUUGGGAUACUCUUUGAAGUAGAGCUAUCUUUUUCACUUUGUAGCAUUAUUGGAUGAUUUGUUGAUACCACUUUUUUUUUUAUUGUCAUGUUAUAUUGAAUUGAACUGGUCUCUUGGUUUCUGUCACACGUUGCCAUAGUUUCGUAGUUGUUACUUGUUUUGA